AUGCUCCUCGCCCUCUCAACUUCAACUGCUUUGCGCUCUACGAGAGCAUCCGCAUGGACAUCAGCACCGCCGCAGUCGUCCUCAACAACUGCCUGUAGGCACUCAAUUGUCAACACGAUCACUUUCUUCAGUCAUGCUCCGAUGAGCUUCUCAUAUGGCGUCAAAAACACUGCUGCAUGCGCUGAUCGCUGUGCGGAAUUAGUUCAGUGCCAAGCAUGGCUGUACUCUACUUCUGGACAAGAAUGUCAUUUGUAUCGCGACCAACCUGUCUUCCACUCGUCGAACCCACUCUUCGUCUCUGGAUUCUGUGUGGUAGAAAAAGAAGGAGCAGAAGCAGAAGAAGCACGUGAGACAAAGAAGUCUGUCUUCCCUCAUACCAGCAUCUAUCCUUCAUCUUCUCCUACUCCAUCUUCAGUUCGGCUCUCAUCCGUGCAUACUCUACAUCAAUAUACGAACUUCGAAAGUGACGCUACUACUACACCAUUGGCGGCUCAAGCCUCUCAUGUACACCGUCGCCACGCCCACCACAACCACUAA
Aspergillus eucalypticola CBS 122712 is the source of this 537-nucleotide messenger RNA. RefSeq lists its product as uncharacterized. The coding region runs from base 1 to 537 and encodes 178 amino acids. The transcript has 2 exons. The record is from RefSeq and is a predicted model, not a curated record. NCBI's taxonomy places the organism in Eukaryota, Fungi, Ascomycota, Eurotiomycetes, Eurotiales, Aspergillaceae.